GGGGUCUCAGCCACCAUGAUGCAGAAUGUUGGAACUCAACUGCGGAAGGGCUUCGCCUCCGUGUUCUCGGGCCGUCAGUCCCGGAAGUCAACCUCCCGCACAGAGAAAACCAUGGCAGAUGGCGAGGAGUACCGGAACCCCACAGAGGUGCAGAUGAGCCAGCUGGUGCUGCCCUGCCACACCAAUCAGCGUGGCGAGCUGAGCGUCGGGCAGCUGCUCAAGUGGAUUGACACCACGGCCUGCCUGUCUGCGGAGAGGCAUGCUGGCUGUCCCUGCGUCACGGCCUCCAUGGAUGACAUCUAUUUUGAGCACACCAUUCGAGUCGGACACGUGGUGAAUAUCAAGGCCAAGGUGAACCGGGCCUUCAACACCAGCAUGGAGGUGGGCAUCCAGGUGGCCUCCGAGGACACUUGCUCUGAGAAGCAGUGGAGCGUGUGCAAGGCCUUGGCCACCUUUGUGGCCCACCGUGAGCUCUCCAAGGUAGGGAACCCCACCCCUGCCCACAGGUGAAGGCUGAAGCAGAUCUCGCCACGGACGGAGGAGGAGAAGACUGAGCACAGUGUGGCCGCCGAGCGCCGACGCAUGCGGCUGGUCUAUGCGGACACCAUCAAGGACCUCCUGGCCAACUGCGCCAUUCAGUAUGAUCCUGGAGAGCAGAGACUGUAAUCCAUGUAGUGCCGGCUGAGGAAGACACGGGUUGAGAGUGUGGAGCUGGUCCUGCCUCCCACGCCCAAUCACCAGGGCAAUACCUUCGGGGGCCAGAUCAUGGCCUGGAUGGAGAAUGUGGCCACCAUUGCAGCCAGCCGGCUGUGUCGUGCCCACCCUACGCUGAAGGCCAUUGAGAUGUUUCACUUCCGGGGACCCUCCCAGGUUGGGGACCGCCUGGUGCUCAAGGCCAUUGUGAACAACGCCUUCAAACAUAGCAUGGAGGUGGGCGUGUGCGUGGAGGCCUACCGCCAGGAGGCCGAGGCCCAUCGGCGGCACAUCAACAGCGCCUUCAUGACCUUUGUGGUCCUGGACCCAAAUGACCAGCCCCAGAUGCUGCCCUGGAUUCGGCCCCAGCCUGGGGACGGUGAGCGGCGGUACCGAGCCAGUGCCAGGAGGAAGAUCCGCCUGGACAGGAAGUACAUUGUGUCCUGCAAGCAGGAGGAGAUGCCUCUCUCUGUGCCCUGGGACCCUAGCAACCAGGUGUAUCUGAGCUACAACAACAUCUCCUCCCUGAAGAUGCUUGCGGCCAAGGACAACUGGGCACUGUCCUCGGAGAUCAACCAGGUCGGCCUGUACACCCUGGAGGAUGACAAGUACCUCUCCUUCCACAUGGAGAUGUUGGUGAAUGUGGACGCGGCCCACGCCUUCCUGCUGCUGUCAGACCUGCGUCGGAGGCCUGAGUGGGACAAGCAUUACCGGAACGUGGAACUAGUGCAGCAGGUGGAUGAGGACGAUGCCAUCUACCAUGUCAUCAGCCCCACCCUCGGCACUGACCCCAAGCCCCGGGACUUCGUGAUCCUGGCCUCUCGGCGGAAGCCUUGCGACCACGGGGACCCCUACGUCAUUGCACUACGGUCAGUUACGCUGCCCACCCAUCCUGAGACGCCAGAGUACAGGCGUGGGGAGACCCUCUGCUCAGGCUUCUGCAUCUGGCGCGAAGGGGACCAGAUGACCAAGGUGUCCUACUACAACCAGGCCACCUCGGGCUUUCUCAAUUAUGUGACCACCAACGUGGCCGGCCUCUCUUUGGAGUUCUACAACACCUUCAAGGCCUGUGAGAAGUUCCUUUUGGACAACCGCAAUGAUCUGGCGCCCAGCCUCCAGACCCUCUAGGCACCGCAGCAGCUACCACACGCCCACACCACCCCGCCCAGGACACCUGUACAGCGCACUGAGGAAGGCAGGGCUUUUAUUUCUUCCUCCUCCCCCACGGGAAGCCUGACCCCAGGGACCUCCUGUCCAGCACCACUGGGCCGUCAGUUUCUGCCAACA
Messenger RNA from Myotis lucifugus (little brown bat), 1980 nucleotides. It is a transcript of the gene ACOT11, whose product is annotated as acyl-CoA thioesterase 11. Gene Ontology annotation, cellular component: extracellular exosome. The record is from RefSeq and is a predicted model, not a curated record. Gene Ontology annotation, molecular function: thiolester hydrolase activity; lipid binding. NCBI's taxonomy places the organism in Eukaryota, Metazoa, Chordata, Mammalia, Chiroptera, Vespertilionidae.